ACCUUAUAAGGAGUAUCACCUAAAAAACACUAAAACCCUAAAAACGUUAUCCCAUCUCCAAAUUUCGACAAUGGCAUUCUCUGCAAUUAUUCGAAGAUCCGCAAUCCCUAUCGCUUCUCGCGUAAUCGGAUCUCAAAUUCAAUCUCCGGCCGCCGUCAAACGCGCAGCCUUUUUUACUCAUUUUGUCCGCUCUACACUUUGUUCUUCUUUCCGCCGUUUCUCUUCGGACGUUGCUACUUCUUCUGAUAGAAAGCUACUUGAAGUUCUUCAAAGUGAAAUUAGCGUUGUUGAAGAGUCAGAGGAUUAUGAUAAGACCGUAGAGGCUCCCAGUGGCUUCCCUUUCAAAAUCAAGGACAAUGUAGGAGAGCAGACUGUUACUCUAACUAGAGAAUAUGAGGGUGAAACCAUAACGGUUGAAGUAUCUAUGCCGAGUCUUGUAACUGAUGAGGAUGAGGAAGAGUCGGGUAACGAGGAUGACGAGAAGUCAACAGCUUCAAGUGUACCACUUCUAGUAACUGUUGCCAAAAAGAAUGGACCAUCUCUGGAAUUUGAUUGCAUUGCUUAUCCUGAUGAAAUUUCUAUCAACAAUCUCGCACUUAAAAACCCUGAAUCAGACGAACAACUUGCAUACGAGGGCCCAGAUUUCAUGGAUUUGGAUGAAAAUCUGCAAAGAUCAUUUCACAAAUAUCUGGAGAUCAGGGGUAUUAAGCCAAGCACAACAAACUUUUUGCAUGAAUACAUGAUGGAGAAGGAUAACAAGGAGUAUUAUAGAUGGCUCAAGGACGUUAAGAAGUUUGUCGAGGCGUAAGUAUGGUCAUCGGACCUCUACUAGUCUACUUAAUGGAGAAAUAACCGAGUGAACUGUUCCAUUAGCGAGUUUUUUGUUGCAAUUUCAAAUUCAUUGUUGAUGGCACUAGCUGUAGUAUGCAUAAUUGAAGCAAGCUUAUUGAACACACUACUGUUUUGAAACAAUGAGGCUUAUUUCUAUAGUUGAGCAAUAACAGAAGAAUUUUGCUGAAAUACCUAUCUCAGCUUCUUGUAUUUGCUGCUUAUUGAAUCUUGGAUCAUGUUAUUGAAUUUAUCCUCUGUAUAAUUUGGGGUUAUGUUAAAACUGUUUUGUAACA
Messenger RNA from Amaranthus tricolor (Joseph's coat), 1124 nucleotides. RefSeq lists its product as uncharacterized. The transcript has 3 exons. The record is from RefSeq and is a predicted model, not a curated record. NCBI's taxonomy places the organism in Eukaryota, Viridiplantae, Streptophyta, Magnoliopsida, Caryophyllales, Amaranthaceae. Bases 71 to 808 code for a protein of 245 amino acids. Gene Ontology annotation, cellular component: mitochondrial matrix.